Molecule: messenger RNA, 1689 nt
Organism: Zophobas morio
Lineage: Eukaryota; Metazoa; Arthropoda; Insecta; Coleoptera; Tenebrionidae
Product: farnesol dehydrogenase-like
Exons: 4
Coding region: 814-1581 (255 amino acids)
Molecular function (GO): oxidoreductase activity
Source: RefSeq, a predicted model, not a curated record
UUCUCCGUGUAAACACGUUACUAGUUUCAUAUUCAUUCAUAAAUUUAUGUAUAACGGUGUUACGUUUUUAAAAAAUGUUCGAAGGCUUGAAGUACAGUAUGAGUGUUUACUUAAAAAAUGAAGCUCUUAAGUUGGACGAAGUUCUAGGAAACAUAAAAAUUAUGGUUAAUCGAUUGAACAGUAGUAAACUCUGUAUUCACGCGAAACACUGAUUCAAUCGUUUUUUAUGAAUUUUGUGAAGGGGUGGAUCCGGUACCAGUGCAGCCAUGUUUUAAUUGUGCCCUGGUAACGAACUGGUUCUUAGAGGAAAAUCUCGGAACGUUUAGUUAUUGUUUAUGUAAAAGACAGAUUUUGAUGUCCAGUGUUAGUCGUUACUUCAGUGGAUCAAUUCUUUCUGAAAAUGUAUUGAAAACUCAACAAGGGCCAAAGGUUUUUUUUACAAACGCUGCCUAAAAACACAAGUCACGAAAUUUAAACUUGUGUACACUCGACGAGACUACCUCGCGAUUUAAGAUGACCGUGCAAGUUUAUUCGUGUGUUAUGUAAGCUAAAUAAAAAAAAAUAUAUUAUAUUGAAUUUAUUUAGAGUUAUCUUAACCAAAAUUCAAAAUUUGUUUCAUAUAUUUGCAGCAUUUUAACUUCUAUAAGGCAAUUUCGACAUUUCCACUCAAACAUGAAUAGGAAAAUAAAAACCUGUUGUAUCACGAUAAAAAUUAUUUACAAUGAGAUAAUCGCGGGUUCCUAUUUAAGGCGGUCCGUUGCACGUUUAAAUUAGUUUCAACGAGUAGCACACACCGAAAACAUCGCAUUAAAAAUGGUUCUUUCUAUGGAGAGAUGGGUGGGCAAAGUUGCCAUUGUUACUGGUGCUAGUUCCGGAAUCGGUGCCGCUGUUGCAGAUGCUCUUGUCGAAAAAGGCUUAAUCGUACUCGGUGUGGCUCGCCGCUCUGAACGAAUAGAACAACGUGCCAAACAACUCUCAGGCAAGAAAGGAAAACUCCAUGCCAUCAAAGCUGACUUAACCAAAGAGGAAGAUAUUGUGAAAGUUUUUAAAUGGUCUAAAGAAAAUUUGGGACCCGUUCAUAUUCUAGUCAAUAAUGCCGGAAAAACGGCUUCUGCAAACCUCACAGAAGGCAAAACUGAAGACUGGAAAUCAGUUUUUGAUCUAAAUGUCAUAGCACUGAGCAUAGCCACACGAGAAGCAGUCAAAAUCAUGAAAGAGAACAAAAUCAACGGCCACAUCGUACACGUGAAUAGCGUUUUGGGACAUCAAGUGUUGAAUUUUCCAGGUCUAAACGUAUACCCUGCAUCGAAAUUUGCUGUAACCGCUCUGACUGAAACUUUGAGACAAGAAUUAAAUCACCAAGGUCUUAAAAUUAAAAUUACUAGUGUUAGUCCUGGUCUGGUUGAAAGCGAAAUGAGCACUUUAAAUCCAAAACUAACUCCUGAGAGAAAAGCUAUAAUGGAACACAUGCCUAUAUUGAAAAGCGAAGAUAUUGCUGAUGCUAUUGUGUACACCCUGUCUACGCCGGAGCAUGUUCAAGUCCAUGAGCUUACUAUUAAGCCUGCUGGUGAAAAGGCCUAAGAAAAAUUGUCUAUCGAAAUCCAGGUUGCAAGAAAUGUUUGAGCUUUAUAUUCAAGUGAAAGCAAAGCUGAAUGUAAAUUGAUUAAAAAAUAAAAUGCAAAACCUCUA